Molecule: messenger RNA, 2399 nt
Organism: Toxorhynchites rutilus septentrionalis
Lineage: Eukaryota; Metazoa; Arthropoda; Insecta; Diptera; Culicidae
Product: PR domain zinc finger protein 5-like
Exons: 3
Coding region: 524-2353 (609 amino acids)
Biological process (GO): regulation of transcription by RNA polymerase II
Cellular component (GO): nucleus
Molecular function (GO): RNA polymerase II cis-regulatory region sequence-specific DNA binding; DNA-binding transcription factor activity; zinc ion binding
Source: RefSeq, a predicted model, not a curated record
GUUGUUUACAACUCGGUCCGAUUAUAUAGUAGAAUAGUGGCUAACUUUAAACUCCAUGUUGAAUGUGAAGAAUUCCAUAUAAAACCGAAAUAUGAAAAUCACUCAUGCAGUUAGAAAUAAAGUAGCGCAUUUUUCUUUAUUUUUACUAUCUCCGUGAUUUCAACGAUUUCAAUCCUCGCAAAUGAUAUGUUGGUAAACAAAUGUCGCCAUAUUGAUUUUGAUUUUGGGUAGCCUAUAUUCAUUUGAUGUCUAACCCCUGGAUUUCAAAACAUAAACCAAAACAAACAGCUACGAAAAGAGGUGCUGAAGUUAUCAGGCUACUUAAGCAUUUCUAGCUUGUAUUAUUAAUCUUCUGCAUGAAAAUGGUAGUGUUUAAUCUCUCGACAUUUCCCGAGGUGUGUCGGCUCUGUUUGCAAUCGAAGCAUCCAGAUGAGCUCGUUCCUGUGGAUAUACAGCGGCCGCCAAGUGACAGAAAGCUGAGCGAUUUACUAGAGGAACUUACCUUCGAGAUUCCAGUGUUUUUAUGUUUCAGAAUGUAUCACAUUAUUUUCCAGCAGAGGUCUGCUGCAUGUGUCUAGAAGUGUUUGACUUUUUCUACAAAUACAAACAGAAGAUCAAAAACAUCCAUCGCUUCCUGGUGGCAUUUGUUGAAGUGAAACUGGGGAAUAAACGCCCCCUAAUAGAGCUAUUCGAUGAGCAUAAUGAUUAUUUUUCUAUUCUAUUCAAAGACUUGGAUCUAUGUAACGCAGAUGAAUUGCACGUAGAAGAUAUGCUGGAAGAGUAUCAACAUUAUAAAAUCUCUUCGAUGCCCGAUCUCGUUAAACAGGAAACGGUUGUGGUGCAAUCGGAGCCGGAAGCACAAGAUGAUUAUGAGGCUGAGUUUCUGGAGGAAAAAGAUAAGUGUAGUAGUUUAUUCUCAGUAGAAACUCUGAUUGAAGAUUUGAGUGGAACAAAGAAUGACACUGGAAAAGUCGUUGAAAUAAAAGCUGAGCCUGUCUCAUUGAUUCCGGUCUCAUUGAAGGAAUCCCAGGCGGGUGUUGAAGAAGUACCGUAUGAGUCGGAUCAUUUGGAAGAUUUCACAGACGCCUUUUCCGGUGAUAGCAAUGAUGACGAAAGGCACAGUUUAGAGGUUCAAAAAGAGCAGAAUCGGUUAUUGGGAGAACAAGUACCUGUUAGCAAAACAUCUCAUAACUGCAGCAAGUGUAAAUUCAGAACCAAUUUCGAGGAAGCAUUCAAAGCACACCAAAGACGUCAUCAGAGAUAUGAUCAUUUGGAAGGCAAACACUGCAUUCAUCCAUCUUGUUUGAAAGUCUUUCCCGACGAGGACACGUUUCAGAAGCAUCUUAAAACGGGUAUUCAUAAGGAACAUAUUUGUGAUAUAUGCGGUGUAUCUUUGAAGCACAAGUACUCGUUGGAAGUGCACUUGGCGAGACACUCUGGCGUAACACAAUUCGAUUGCCAGUACUGUUCGUCUUCGUUUUACACGAAAACCGAACUAAGGAACCAUGUCCGGUACAUUCACACAACCGGCGAAAAGUGUGAAUGUUCAACGUGUGGAGCAGUAUUCAAGAACAAUAAACUGCUCAAGCAGCAUCUUGAAUCGCAUGUGCAAGAAAGGAAUUUCAAAUGCUCAGCGUGUGAUUUCGCCUUUAAAACUCAGCAACAUCUGAAGCGCCACGUUGCCACCGUUCACCAGGAGGUGAGAUUCCAUUGCCAACACUGUGAAAUAACAUAUGGUAGAAAAGAUAAGCUAAGGAUGCAUAUGGAACGAGCGCAUAAUAUUCAAUCAUACUUCAAUUGUGACAUUUGCCUUCGGUCUUUCGAUAGUGCAGCAGCCCUCGAGGAACACAAGGGACAUCACGCAAACCCGAAACGGCACGAAUGCGCGAUAUGUCUGAUUGCAUUCGAGAAUGAAGCAGCUUUCGAAGAGCACAUGUGUAUUACUUAUCGAGAAGAUUACAUUUGCUGUGAGAGAGACUUUAAAUUCCAUGUUCACUACAAUCGACAUAUGCUGAUGAGCCAUGGAAUUAAAUCGAACGCCCGGGUCAAACCAAAGAGUGGGCUUCUAGUGGGACAACAGCGCGCGGGUCGGAGACAUAUCAUACGGUGCCGGGUUUGCAAGGUGACAUUUGGUUCCAUGGCCGAAAAAAAACAACACAUUGCAUCGUGCGGCAAAACGAUUGAUGUGCUGCUUCCGAACCUAGCGAAAGUGGAGCCAAUGCAGCUCGGGGAAAAUGUUGUGGAGGAACAUUUGGAGGAGGGGCAGGAUUGUGAAGAUAUGGAUAUGGGUGGUGAGGAAGUUGAGUAUGUGAUAAGUGAAGAAGUAGAGGAAGAAAUUUAUUUAAAUUGUUAAGCUGCUAUCAAUAAAAAAAUGUACGAAAAAUGGAAAAAAAUAUAUA